UUCUCUGCACUCCUGAGCGAGCACACACGCGUGCCCGGGCACGAUCCUUCCAUCUGUCUCCCCGGGGGAAUCAAGCUUGUCCACGCUUAACCUCCCAGCCAGGAGGGGAAGGUGGCAGAACCGAGGGAGUGGGGCGAGAACAGGCGUUUGGCACGACCGGAGGCAUCCGAGUCAGCCACCGAUGCUCAAGGGUUUGCUUUCUCCGGGUUUUGACAAGCAGGUGCCGCGGGAUGCCUGCUGGGUCCACUGCAGCCCGGGCCGCGCCGCGGGCUCACUUCGCAGCCUGCUGCCUAGUCUCAGACCGCAGCCCUCUCCGCGCACACCCGGCGUGCUCGCUCCCCAGCCCGCGUCUGCAGGCGGAAGGAUGCGGGGCGCAGGGUUUCCCCCGGCUGUCCAACGUGGGCUUAGGCUGAAGCGCAGGAGUUCCCACGGUCGCACCUCCUGUUUAUCUGCCCGCCCCUCGACCAUCACCACCACCCAAGGUCGUGCCCCUUUAGUGGUGUCGGGGCUCCCAGCCCGAGCAGGGGGGGGAGGGCGCCUCCCUAUCCCCUCCUCCCCAUCCCCGCCUCGGCUCGCGGUUUUACUGCAGCAGCCGGGAACAGCGACGCCUGAGCUACCUCUGUUGCUCUCGGAGCCCCAGCGUCCCCUGCAGUGGGAGAGCGCCCCAUCCUGAGAGGCAGGCCCCCGGAGAAGGGCGAACGAGCUGCAGAACACCAAAAUGUAAAGAGCAGAAGUCGCUGUGCUGCAUUUCUCUGAGGACGAGCCUAAUCACCCAGGACUGCAAGUGGCAGCGUUUGGGAAGUUGGGACCGUAGAGCAAGGGGGGAGGGGAGUGGUGCAGCCGGCAUUCUCUUCUGCCAGGAGUCGCCGGGAGCAGUGCGGUUGGACACAAGUUUGCGUAGGAGUGUUUUCCUUUUGUCAAUAAUUAAUCACCGAAUCGGUCUGGCAGAAUCAGAGUUUUAGCAAUAGUCCGGAGGGCGGGGCCGAACACCUAACUCCGGGAGGCUCAGAGGCGCCAGGCGCAGUGGGAAGCUCACAGCAGCUGGGGAGGAGCCAAAGCCUUGGUGCUCACCUAAGCCGAGGGAAACCCACACCACCAGGAGAUGAAAAAACAGCUGCCCAGAGAGGAAUAACCUACAGCGCAUCGUUCCGUGAAAACAGCAAGGCUGAGAACCCCGACCUGGACCUUCCUGGGCAGGACUCACUUCCUGCAGCUUGAAGGAGCCAACCAUGGAUUUCAGGCGUGUGAAGGAAUAUUUCUCCUGGCUCUACUAUCAAUACCAAAUCAUUAGCUGCUGUGCCGUCUUGGAGCCCUGGGAGCGGUCUAUGUUCAAUACCAUCUUACUCACCAUUUUUGCUAUGGUGGUGUAUACUGCCUAUGUCUUUAUCCCAAUCCACAUUCGCCUGGCUUGGGAAUUUUUCUCAAAAAUAUGUGGGUAUCACGGCACAAUUUCAAACUGAUCUUGUUCGCAUUCUGUGAAAUGGCAUUGCAUAUUUAUAUGUUGCUCACAACUUAUUGAUUUAGGUGAAUAGUGUCUUCUUUCACUAUCUGACCUAAAAAGCACUCUAUGCAUCCAAACCCUGCCUGGAGUUGGAGAUAGAUGUCUCUUUAGCUUCUUUUAUACAAGCUUCACUGUGCAUCAGACCACAGAGAACACAGUGACUUUACUCCACGAAACAUGCUCACACAAUGCAAAUUGAUGACUUCGGAAUUUUUUUUUUAAAUCAGGACAAUUUCAUAUAAGAUUUUUUUCUGGAAAACAGGCUCAUUGGAAACAUACCAGACUCGUAUUUAAAAUACUCCCUUGACACUUAUUUUACAUUGAAAGAGAGAUUUUUAAAAUGUCUUCAUAGGCUACUUUCAGAGGUAUUCUAUCUUUGUUUACAGUGUAUGAAAAGAUGUGAAUAAAUUAGAUGCCACCUCCAAAGUCUCAUUUUCUAGCAAAAUGCCUAUACCUAAAAUUCUUUUACUUCCAAUGCAAAAGAGUAGUGUGGAGGCAAUUGUUUCCACUCAGACAGGGUUCAUAAAUGCUUUCAAAUGCCUCUGAAAGUCUGGGUUUGUAACGGUUUAAAAUCAACAAUGUUGAUUUUAGAUAACCAAGUAAGUAUUAUGAUACAAAAUAAUUUUAAGUGUAAGAAGCAAAAUAUAAUCCAAGUUCAUUCAAAUAUUGUGACUUGUGAUGCUGCCUUGCUUUGCAUGUUGCUGGGGGGAAAAAGAGAAAAGAAAUGGUUUUCUUUCUGUGCUUUCACUCAGUGGAGAGAAAAAAAAAGCAUGUAUUGGGCUCAGGAAGAAAAGCUAAUAAAUAGGCUGGAAGUAAUAUUCUACCAGCAGGAACUCGACAGCUCUGGUUAAAUGCUUUGAUAUAGUGGCUCCUUUGCAGAGCAGAAACAAGAUUUAUUCCAUUUCUUUCUAAGUGUUUAUCUUAAAAACAAGUAUAAGUUUUUAAUUAGACUGCUGAAUCAAAUGUGAAUACCAAAGACCAAGCCUUGCAAUUUUUCUUUCCUCCCAAUAAAUAUCAAUGUUAGUCAUUCUGAAGGGUAAAAAUAUCAUUAGGUUUUGGACAACAUUUGCACCCUAGUUUGUGUCAUGAAAAAGACUGGAGAAGCACUAGAAAGAAAGGUGUUUGGCAUGCCAAAUUCACUUGCAUGUUUGUUAAAACAACAACAACAAUGUUUUGAAGAAAAA
Molecule: messenger RNA, 2685 nt
Organism: Tupaia belangeri chinensis (Chinese tree shrew)
Lineage: Eukaryota; Metazoa; Chordata; Mammalia; Scandentia; Tupaiidae
Gene: SPTSSB
Product: serine palmitoyltransferase small subunit B
Exons: 3
Coding region: 1230-1460 (76 amino acids)
Biological process (GO): ceramide biosynthetic process; endoplasmic reticulum organization
Cellular component (GO): serine palmitoyltransferase complex
Molecular function (GO): serine C-palmitoyltransferase activity
Source: RefSeq, a predicted model, not a curated record